Hemisphaericaspora subhashii is the source of this 1443-nucleotide messenger RNA. RefSeq lists its product as uncharacterized. The record is from RefSeq and is a predicted model, not a curated record. NCBI's taxonomy places the organism in Eukaryota, Fungi, Ascomycota, Pichiomycetes, Serinales, Debaryomycetaceae. The coding region runs from base 1 to 1443 and encodes 480 amino acids. The transcript has a single exon.
AUGGAAGGAACCGGCGAGAUACAAUCCACAGAUCAACAACAUCCGUUGGAUGAAAAACCAGUUGAUGUUUCCGAAAUAGCCAACAUUUUAUUUCAUGAUCUUAAAUUCACCAAUGGCAACAAUGAUAAAGAAGAUCAAUUCCAUAUCUAUCCUGAAUUGAUCCUACAACAAUCAGAACAUGGCAACAAAUACUAUUCAUCUUUCCAAUCUCAUUCUAAACAAUUCAUGACAGGAGAUCAACUGUCUAAUAACAAAAUACUACGAUGGUCAGACUCUACAAUCGAACAAACUCAAAAGCUUAUCUUAGAUCACUGGGGAAGUAACAAUGAUAUUAAGGAAGGUAAUAACAACAACAAGCAAAAACCAUCUACUACCACGACAGGUUCUUUGCGUGCUAACGCAUUAUUCAGCUGGUCAUCGAGUGACGCAUAUAUAGAAGCGAGGAAGAAGGAACUUCGUCGACUAAAAGGAGACUCUAACAUCAAGAGACAUGAUUUAAGCAAAUCAUCAAAUGGUCAUAUUGCAGACACUGAAGAAGACAAUAAGAAAACAAAGUUACAAGAAAGUUUAAAUAUUGCUUUCCCGAAACAAUCAAUCAACAAUAAAUUAAAUCGAAUAGUUGAAGCAGAAUCAAAUAAGUUCAUUCAUGCCCGUAUUCAACGAAUAAAGAAGCAUCACAAUGAUGAAAUGUCCAAACAGAUCCACGAAAGAAAGAGACGAGAUCACGAAGAAUAUCUCCGGAAAUUGAAGAUUAAAGAAGAAGAAUACGAGAAAUCAAUCCAAGCAGCAAUAGAAGCAAAUCAAAACAAACCAGGAUUCUUUGGAUCUUUGUUUGGAUUCAAUCCUACGUCUGCAUCCGCGAGUAGUUCUCAAGUGAAUACAUGGAAAAUUGGCGAGCUUGAGAAUACCAAUAUGGCAAGAGCUUCUAGCGAAAGUGUACACACUGCGGAUUCAAGUUCGGUUGCACCUUCAUCGUCAAAAAGCAAAAAAGGAUUUUCAUUGUUUGGAGUAUUUGCAUCAUCGUCACCAAAAAGAGAUCGUAGCAAGUCUACGUUGUUUGAAAAGGAUCGUCCGGUUGAUGCUCUCGAUACAGAAAAUAAGCCAAGUCUUUCAAUCGAAAAUCCUGCUAAGAAUUCAUCAGAAGCGCCCGAAAUAUUAAUCACUGGAAGUGAAUUAGAUAAGCAUUUCUCCGUUAGUCCGAGAGGAUCGAAAGAUGAAGAGAAACAUAUAGAUCAUGACGAUGAUGAUGAUGACGAUAUUUUCUCAGAGUUUGAAACUGUUUCACCAAAGCCUGCCGAAUUGAAGAUUGUUCAAAGUCCUAAACUUUCGCAUAAUUUCCUUGCAUUGAAAGAUGGAAAAGUACAACAAGCUAAUGAUGAUUUACUUUUGAAUCUUGACGGCCUGAAGGAGAAGAAGAAUGAAACUAGUUUAUUGGAUUUAUAG